AUGGACUCAGAUGUUCUCAACGAUUUUGGAAUCUCUGAACGUCCUGAUGUAUUUAGUUCAAAAAGUCUUGCUCUUCAAGCCCAGAAAACGAUUUUGAGCAAAAUAGCCAGCAAAACUGUGGCUAACAUGUUGAUUGAUGAUACCAGCAGUGAGAUCCUUGAUGAGCUCUACCAAGUCACAAAGGAGCACACCCAUAGCAAGAUGGAGGCCCAUAAGAUCAUGAAAGACUUAAUCAAAGUAGCAAUCAAAAUCGGGAUCCUCUAUCGGAACAACCAGUUCAGCCAAGAGGAGGUUGUUAUUGUGGAAAAGCUCCGGAAGUUGAAUCAGACUGCCAUGACCAUGGUCAGCUUCCAUGAAGUGGAAUAUUCCUUUGACAGGAAUGUGCUCUCUAAGCUUCUGCUUGAGUGCAAGGACCUGGUACAUGAACUGGUGCAGCGACACUUGACACCCAGGACCCAUGGGCGCAUCAACCAUGCCUUCAACCACUUUGCUGAUGUGGAGUUCCUCACUACCCUCUAUAGUCUAGAUGGAGAAUGUAGGCCUAACAUCAAGAGGAUUUGUGAAGGAAUUAACAAAUUGUUAGAUGAGAAGGUCCUUUGA
Molecule: messenger RNA, 600 nt
Organism: Jaculus jaculus (lesser Egyptian jerboa)
Lineage: Eukaryota; Metazoa; Chordata; Mammalia; Rodentia; Dipodidae
Product: tumor necrosis factor alpha-induced protein 8-like protein 3
Exons: 2
Coding region: 1-600 (199 amino acids)
Biological process (GO): regulation of apoptotic process
Cellular component (GO): cytoplasm
Source: RefSeq, a predicted model, not a curated record